Molecule: messenger RNA, 1413 nt
Organism: Ictidomys tridecemlineatus (thirteen-lined ground squirrel)
Lineage: Eukaryota; Metazoa; Chordata; Mammalia; Rodentia; Sciuridae
Gene: Ptf1a
Product: pancreas associated transcription factor 1a
Biological process (GO): regulation of transcription by RNA polymerase II; developmental process
Molecular function (GO): RNA polymerase II transcription regulatory region sequence-specific DNA binding; protein dimerization activity; DNA-binding transcription factor activity, RNA polymerase II-specific
Source: RefSeq, a predicted model, not a curated record
AGAGCACGGCAACCCAGCACUUACAAAGCCUCACUCUAGGCAAUCCUGCCGGCCCCCUGGCCCGCGGCCACGAACAGCAUGGACGCAGUGCUGUUGGAGCAUUUCCCCGGGGCCCUGGACGCCUUCCCGUCCGCUUACUUUGACGAGGAAGAUUUCUUUACCGACCAGUCCUCCCGGGACCCUCUGGAGGACGGCGAUGAGCUGCUGGCAGACGAGCAGGCCGAGGUGGAGUUCCUCAGCCACCAGCUGCACGAGUAUUGCUACCGCGACGGGGCAUGCCUGCUACUGCAGCCCGCGCCCUCGGUCGCCCCGCACGCGCUCGCCCCUCCGCCCCCUGGGUGUCCUGGCGAGCCUGAGGACAGCAGCGGUUAUUGCUGCGAGACAGGGGCGCCCCCCGGCGGUUUCCCCUACUCGCCAGGCUCGCCGCCCUCCUGCCUGGCCUAUCCUUGCGCCGAGGCUGCCGUACUGUCCCCUGGGGCGCGGCUGCGUGGCCUGAGUGGCGCGGCGGCGGCCGCAGCGCGGCGGAGGAGGCGUGUGCGCUCCGAGGCAGAGCUGCAGCAGUUGAGGCAGGCGGCCAACGUCCGCGAGCGAAGGCGCAUGCAGUCCAUCAACGACGCCUUUGAGGGGCUGCGCUCGCACAUCCCCACGCUGCCCUACGAAAAGCGCCUCUCCAAGGUGGACACUCUGCGUUUGGCCAUCGGCUAUAUCAACUUCCUUAGCGAGCUCGUGCAGGCGGAUCUGCCGCUGCGGGGUGGCGGCGCAGGCGGAUGCGGGGGACCCGGCGGCGGCGGGCGUCUGGGCGGGGACAGCCCGGGCAGCCAGGCCCAGAAAGUCAUCAUUUGCCAUCGCGGCACCAGGCCUCCCUCACCUAGUGACCCGGAUUAUGGCCUCCCUCCCCUUGCAGGACACUCACUCUCGUGGACUGAUGAAAAACAACUCAAAGAGCAAAAUAUUAUCCGAACAGCCAAAGUGUGGACCCCAGAGGACCCCAGAAAACUCAACAGCAAAUCUUCAUUUAACAACAUAGAAAACGAACCGCCCUUUGAAUUUGUGUCCUGAGAAAAUUCAUAUUUGGUUGAGAAUCUGAUAAUGUCUCUGUGCAUAUUGUACAUGUAAAUACCUAUAAUGUAAAUGUAAUUUAAGAAUCAAAUUUUUCUAAUGGCAAUCAACUGUUAUUUAUCUAUUUAUUAUCCUGUUGAGUUAAUGAAAUAGAUGAUCUCUUUAUAUAUAUAAUUUAUAUAAUUUAUCCUGAUUUUCUAAAGAUAUGCAAUAGCGGAUGAUUUCCCCAGCACCUUUAGCAGAACUCUGCAUUGUUGGAAGAAUUCUGAUCAGAAAACUUCAUGCUUAUUUAUUGCCAAAUACAGUUUAUUUCUAAGCGUUGUUAAUAAAUGCUAUUGACACCUUUUUCUACAA